Acanthochromis polyacanthus (spiny chromis) is the source of this 457-nucleotide messenger RNA. Its product is annotated as eukaryotic translation initiation factor 4E type 2-like. Lineage: Eukaryota; Metazoa; Chordata; Actinopteri; Pomacentridae. Bases 146 to 457 code for a protein of 103 amino acids. The record is from RefSeq and is a predicted model, not a curated record. The transcript has 3 exons.
GCUCCCGCACAUGCGCAGUGCCGUUAGCCGUUAGCCGCCGUGGUGAGCCUCGGAGUGGAAUCAGAAGGAAUAAAACGGAGCCAGAAAACCCGAAAUACGGAGAAGAACAGCAGAAAUCCAGAGGAGCCGGUGUGACGGAGGAGACAUGAACCAACUGGAGCGUCCUAGAGACGAGGAGGACCAGGAGGACGCGGACUGUCACCAUGACAACAGCGACGGCACCAACAACAACAACAACAACAACCGACGCAAGACGGUGUGUCCAGCAGCAGGAGAACACCCCCUCCAGUACAACUACACCUUCUGGUACAGCAGGAGAACCCCGACCAGACCGGCCAGCUCUCUGAGCUACGAGCAGAACAUCCGACAGAUCGGAACCGUCGCCUCGGUAACUACACACUCUUCAAAUACUAACACACACAUACUAAUACACACUAAUACAAACGUUAAAUACUAA